AUGGCUGCCGCAUUCAAGCGCUUCGUGCCCUUGGCCGACCGCAUUCUGGUGCAGAAGCUGAAGGCCGAUCUCAAGUCAGCUGGCGGGAUUUUGUUGCCGGACUCUGCCAAGCAGGAGGUCAACCAGGGCAAGGUCUUGGCGGUUGGCCCUGGCCGCAGGAGCCCCAAGGGGGAAAUCCUGCCGAUGGGCACAAAGGUCGGCGACACCGUCAUCAUCCCAAGGUAUGGUGGCACCGAAGUGAAGCUCGAGGACGAGGAGUACGUCAUCUACAGGGACGAGGACAUCGUCGGCGUCAUCAGUGACGAGUGA
Prorocentrum cordatum is the source of this 309-nucleotide messenger RNA. NCBI's taxonomy places the organism in Eukaryota, Dinophyceae, Prorocentrales, Prorocentraceae. The record is from the annotation of a GenBank genome assembly.